Messenger RNA from Anoplopoma fimbria (sablefish), 1996 nucleotides. Its product is annotated as ubiquitin-conjugating enzyme E2 G1-like. The transcript is spliced from 6 exons. Gene Ontology annotation, biological process: proteasome-mediated ubiquitin-dependent protein catabolic process; protein polyubiquitination. NCBI's taxonomy places the organism in Eukaryota, Metazoa, Chordata, Actinopteri, Perciformes, Anoplopomatidae. Gene Ontology annotation, molecular function: ubiquitin conjugating enzyme activity. The record is from RefSeq and is a predicted model, not a curated record. The coding region runs from base 171 to 680 and encodes 169 amino acids.
ACUCAUGUUAUUUAUUGGUCUCGACCACAGAGGCAGACGAAAAAACGUGGACGGUGUUAGCUCCAAUUCUCUGCCCAAUGUUAAAUUUAACAGUCUUGACAGUUUGACAGUUAGUUGGCGUUAAGUAACACAAGUAACGGAGUCGGGAAAUACAACGUUAUAGCGAUAAAAUGACGGAACGGUCCUCGUUGUUGCUACGUAAACAAUUAGCAGAGCUCAACAAGAACCCAGUGGAAGGCUUUUCUGCCGGUCUGGUAGAUGAUGAUGACAUCUAUCAGUGGGAAGUGGUUGUCAUUGGACCCCAAGACACAUUGUUUGAAGGAGGUUUCUUCAAAGCCACCUUAACUUUCCCCCGUGACUAUCCUUUGAGGCCUCCAAAGUUGAAGUUCGUCACGGAAAUCUGGCAUCCAAAUGUGGCAAAAAAUGGAGAUGUCUGCAUCUCCAUCCUGCAUGAACCCGGGGAGGACAAGUAUGGAUAUGAGAAGCCUGAGGAGCGCUGGCUGCCAAUCCACACAGUUGAGACCAUCAUGAUCAGUGUUAUCUCCAUGUUGGCAGACCCCAAUGGAGACUCUCCUGCCAACGUAGACGCAGCUAAAGAGUGGCGGGAGGAUCCUAAAGGAGUUUUUAAGAAAAAGGUGGCACGCUGUGUGCGGAGGAGUCAAGAGAUGGCUUAUGACUAAGGAUUACUCCAGCCAUCAACACAAUUGGAACUGCACAGGGGAUUUGAAGACUGGUUACACUUAAGUCGGCUAGAUGACCAUGGGGCCAUCAACUAGUCACCCAGACAAGAAAAAAAGGCUUGCAGGAAAUGUUUAAAAACCCAUAUUUCACCACUAAUUUGUGUCUUGCAGUUUGAGGGUUGAAAUUUAUGAAUCAUGUUGAAUGGCAGAGGCAUUCACGCUGCCAAAAGUUAAAUUUUUCCGCCAUCAAUUGCACCAGACACUUUCUGGUCAUGCAUUCACGAUACAUCCCAAUGUACAUACUGGUCAGAUUUUAGGAGCAAUCCCCUUUUGUUAUUUAGUUUACAUUUAUAUUGACCUAUUUAUUUAGAGUGAGGCUGAUUUGAGAUGCAUAGCAUCUGUUAUGGAGUUUUCUUUUUUUUUUUUUUCAACCUGCCACACUGAGCCAUCCAGUCCACAGCUAUUUUAAUCAAAUAUUUUUAUUUUUUUUGCAGUAUUUGUAGUCACACUCACACACCUCAUUUCACUGCACACCCUAAGUGUUCUGCAGAGAAAGUGGUCCUUCUCUCCCUGAUGGGCAAACGUAUCACCCAGCGCUGCCUUAACUUUGACUGCCAGCUAAAUAAAUGUAUCUUCAAUAAGGACUGCAUCUGAAGGCCGGUUUAGAAUCCAGAAAAAAACAACUUGUGGACAAACCAAAGAGAAUACACCAAUAAAUAUAUAUAUUUUAACAAACGGGCUACAUUUUGUACUCAUGUAAAUAUAAACAGUUUGACCUUGCUUUGAUAAACUGUCCAUAUGCUUUUAAACACUGCAUGUGUACAGAGAAAAUGCAUUCACCUUGCCUAUGGGAGAGGCGGUAUGUUGAUAUUGUACAGUAGCACUUGAAACAGGCCUUUUUAAAGUCACAUGUCACAGAAGAUGCACAGGUGUAUAUAGUAAAAUUAAUAGUGGCUUAAUUUCCAUUAAGCUGCUCCAGUUUCAGGGUCCUGGUUCACCUCACUGUACUUUCCUUUUUUUACAGAGGUACUUGAACAGAAUGUAGCCACUUUAAUGUUAUCAGUAACACCUUUUUUCCAAUUUCAAGUAAAUAAGUCGACUGCAGUAUAGGCCUAUACCACCAACAAAAUGAUCUGCUGAUCAAGUGACUUAAUAGAGCUAAACAGUAAUAACUGCAAUUUAUGUGCUUAGUAUGGGCAUCAUUUGAAUAAUGACACCCACUCAAUGAACUUUACAUUGUGAAAAAAUAGUAAUAAACCUUAUUGUGGACAUGUGAGUGAGUGAAAUAUUUUUACCUCUCAACUGUACAACUUUGU